This is a messenger RNA of Populus trichocarpa (black cottonwood), 1978 nucleotides long. Its product is annotated as UDP-glucuronate 4-epimerase 6. NCBI's taxonomy places the organism in Eukaryota, Viridiplantae, Streptophyta, Magnoliopsida, Malpighiales, Salicaceae. The transcript has a single exon. Bases 216 to 1589 code for a protein of 457 amino acids. The record is from RefSeq and is a predicted model, not a curated record.
CAACCAACACCAACCCAUCCCCACUCCCUCUCUUUCCCCUAUAUAAUCUUCUAUCUCCACUCUUCACAAAUUCAGGGCUCUAACUCGAAAUUCAGCUCUAGCACAUUUAGCCCUUUGAUUUCUUCCCCUCGAAACCUUAACAACAGCAAGACCACCGCUCACCGUCUUCCUUGAUAGCAAUACCACUUGUUGAUUUCUUUCUUUGACACAAAGAAAUGGCUUCACCACCAGACACAAGCAAGACCAUAAAGCUUGAGCGUUACAAUAGUUACCUUCGCAGGCUACAUAGUACAAAAGUACUGAAUGCCUCCUCUAAACUUCUCUUCCGUGCUACGCUCCUUAUUGCUCUUGUGUUGAUUCUCUUUUUUACCCUUAAUUACCCUCCACUUUCUGAUAAUAUUCCCAAUCAUGCCCAUCUCCACCACCACAACUUCCUUUCCACUGCCUUCUUCACCUCCUCAGCCGGCGGUGGCGCUGCCUGGGAAAAGCAAGUCCGCCACUCCUCCACUCCAAAAAGGCGAAAUGGGCUCUCUGUUUUAGUGACUGGGGCAGCUGGUUUUGUUGGUUCUCAUUGCUCUCUUGCCUUGAAGAAAAGAGGUGAUGGGGUUCUUGGUUUAGAUAACUUCAACAGUUACUAUGACCCAACACUUAAAAGAGCAAGACAGAAACUUCUGUUGAGACAUGAAGUUUUCAUUGUUGAAGGUGACUUGAAUGAUGCCUCAUUGUUAAGAAAGCUUUUUGAUGUUGUUCCUUUCACACACAUCCUCCAUCUUGCUGCACAAGCUGGGGUUCGUUAUGCCAUGCAAAACCCACAAUCCUACGUGAGCUCAAACAUUGCAGGUUUUGUCAAUCUUCUUGAAGUUGCAAAAGCUGCAAAUCCACAGCCAGCUAUUGUCUGGGCAUCAUCAAGUUCAGUUUAUGGACUGAACACUCAAGUACCCUUCUCAGAAUUGGAUAGAACAGAUCAGCCAGCAAGUCUUUAUGCAGCUACCAAGAAAGCAGGAGAAGAGAUUGCACAUACUUAUAAUCAUAUUUAUGGUCUUUCACUCACUGGAUUAAGAUUCUUCACAGUUUAUGGUCCAUGGGGUAGACCUGAUAUGGCUUAUUUCUUCUUCACAAAAGAUAUCUUGCAAGGUAAACCAAUUGAUGUCUACCAAACUCAAGAUGACAAGCAAGUGGCUCGUGACUUCACUUACAUUGAUGAUGUUGUCAAAGGGUGUCUCGGGGCAUUGGACACAGCUGAGAAGAGCACAGGAAGUGGUGGAAAAAAGAAAGGGCCUGCACAGUUGAGAGUUUACAACCUUGGCAACACCUCACCAGUUCCUGUUGCGAAUUUGGUGUCAAUUUUGGAAGGACUCUUGAGUACAAAAGCAAAGAAGCAUGUGAUCAAGAUGCCAAGAAAUGGGGAUGUGCCUUACACACAUGCUAAUGUUACUUUGGCAUUCAAGGAUUUUGGGUACAAACCCUCCACAGAUUUGGCUACUGGGUUGAGGAAAUUUGUCAAGUGGUAUGUUAAUUAUUAUGGGAUUCAGACAAGGGUAAAGAAGGGCAGUGCUAUCAACAGUGAGCAUCCCGAGGAAUCAGCUUAAGGGUCCAUCCAUGAUCAUCAUCACAUGGUUGGUCUUUUCUUUUUCUUCCCCCCCUUUUUUGUGAAUUAAAUGAGUUCUACGCUCUCUUUUAUUGGGUUCAAGUUGUUGUCGUGGUCCUUCGAUGUAUUGGUUAAAAUUGUGGCAGCUGUCGCUGAUGUUGUAGCAUAUAGAAAUAGAUUUGAUACAGAAGAAGAAGAUAUAAAUGUGAAUGAAGAGAAGAAAAAAAGGGCAGGGGGGCAAGGUGUAAGAUCUGUGAAGUUGGAGGAUGUAAUAAUUUGGUAUGAGACUUCUGCUCAAAAGGGGAUGCAGAUCUCAACCAAUAGAAUUCAUAUUAAAGAAAUUUGUGAUUGAACAACAAUGAUCACAUUAAGAUUCUUUUUUCUUUUUAA